AUGUCCUGGGAAAACAGGACGUUUGGUCACCCUACCAUAGACAGAGUGGGCAUAAUCUUGAUCGAGCAGCUCACGAAGACGCUGUCGUUCAUCAUAAGGUUAUUUACAUCACUUACACUCACCGACCACAAGGCGGAGGUCCAUCCUCAUUCGGACGAGACGCCUGUGUGUGUUGGUGAGGGAGGCGGCCGGGAGAGACAGGAGAAAUGGAGAGACGAGAAGAAGAAGAAGAAGAAGAGGAAGAACAAGAGGUUUCGGAAGUUUGCCUCUUUCUUCUGUUGUAUGUUUCGUCCUAAAUCCACCAGAGCUCAGGUGGAGCAGGUGGAGCAGGGUGAGGUGGACCAGGACACUGACGAGGCCCCAUCCAGGAAGUGUACUGAUGAUCAGACUUCUCUACAGGACGUCAUCUGCUCUGUAGAGGACAAUGAUCAUCAGGAGCCUUCUGCCAGUGACCCUGAAGUCCUUCCCGCUGCCGAGGACCAGCCUCAAGAUCAGGACAGUCCAGUCAGUCCGUCAGCAGACGAGAGCGCACCACAUCUGCUGAGACAGCUGGACUGUGAUGAGAUCCCUGACCAUCCCAGACCAGUGCCUCUAGAGGUGGCAGUGACAGUCUUGGUCAAUCAAGGCCCCAGCUGUCGCCACAUUAAGUGGCUCUUGUUACUGGACUGGCAGGACCAUCUCGACCAGUAUAUCAUGGUCCUAGAGCAGCCCUCACCCUGCAUGGACAUGCACGAUUUUUGGCUGCAUUAUGACGGCCUCUUCAGUGAGGGGAUGGCCCGUCAUUUCAUGCAGCAGGUUAUCGACGCUGCUGCCGUGUGCUGUUCCCGGGGGGUCCUCCAUCGUGAUAUCAAGAUGCCGAACCUCCUGGUCAACAUAGAGACCCUGGAGGUGAAGCUGAUUGAUUUCGGCUGUGGGGACCUCCUGAAAAGCACAUUGUACAAAACCUACAGUGGGACAGCGAGGUACUGCCCUCCUGAAUAUUUUGAGAGGGGCGAGUACAAUGGGAAACAAGCAACCGUGUGGUCACUGGGAGUGCUCCUGUUCCGCAUGAUCACCAGCCUUUUCUCCGAGAGCAGCGAUAUCAGUCUGAUGGACACUGAUAUCUGGUCCCAGUCAGGCUUCUCCAAUGAGAGCUGCCGUUUUAUCCGAGGAUGUCUGAAGAGCGACCUGGGGAAGAGGCUUCAUUUAGAGGAGAUGCUCUUCCAUGACCGGUUUAAAGUCCCCCUGUAAGUCAUGGAGGACAGGGUCAGCCUUGCGUCUGGUGGGCUGCCAUGGG
Molecule: messenger RNA, 1276 nt
Organism: Sinocyclocheilus rhinocerous
Lineage: Eukaryota; Metazoa; Chordata; Actinopteri; Cypriniformes; Cyprinidae
Product: serine/threonine-protein kinase pim-1-like
Exons: 9
Coding region: 1-1230 (409 amino acids)
Biological process (GO): negative regulation of apoptotic process; protein autophosphorylation; regulation of mitotic cell cycle
Cellular component (GO): cytoplasm
Molecular function (GO): ATP binding; protein serine/threonine kinase activity
Source: RefSeq, a predicted model, not a curated record